Molecule: messenger RNA, 1401 nt
Organism: Hevea brasiliensis (rubber tree)
Lineage: Eukaryota; Viridiplantae; Streptophyta; Magnoliopsida; Malpighiales; Euphorbiaceae
Product: OVARIAN TUMOR DOMAIN-containing deubiquitinating enzyme 12
Exons: 10
Coding region: 563-1264 (233 amino acids)
Biological process (GO): protein deubiquitination
Molecular function (GO): cysteine-type deubiquitinase activity
Source: RefSeq, a predicted model, not a curated record
AAUACGGCGUCACAUAGGAAAGGGUGGAAGUUGAAGUGGGCCAAGAGCAGAUGGCCCAUGAUGUGAAGCGUCCGAAAGCCGAAAUUUAGACGCAUGGAUCCCAUAUGAAAAAGACAAAGGAAGAGCAAUGCGUGUGGACCCACAGAAAGAGAAAAAAACGAUAUUUCAGUUGGUGGAAGGAAGACAGAAUACACCACCACACGCGUCCUGACUCAGCCAUUAAACCUCUCUGCCGUCUGCUCUUCCCUCCCCAUCGGGCAAUCCCCUCCUCACCUCUCAGCCUCUCUCUCCUCUCUCUCUUUAGUUUGUUUUUUUUCUCAUUUUUAUAUCUGACGCCAUAAAUAUACUUUCUUUUUCGCUUUUUCGCUUUUUUUGGUACGCUACGAAACGGUCUUACUAAUUGAAUCUUUCUUUUCUUCUUAUUCUUCUUCUUUUCAUCUCCCACCAACAUCAACAACAACAACAAACCUUCUUAUUUUCCUUUCAGCCUUUCACUUCUUCCAUUGCCCUUUCCCAGUUCGGCAGCAGGAGGUCAUCUUGGUAGAUUGUAACUUAACAGUAGAUGCAGGGCUACGCUCAUGCUGCCAGAGAGGGGGCACAUAGUGUCGGUGAAAGUUCUAGCUCCACAUCAUGGAGUAGUCAGCAGGAUACUGAGGAUGACCGAAUGAUUGCUCUUGUACUAUCAGAAGAAUUCGCCAACCUAGAUGGUGCAGUUGCUAGACGCCUCACUAACCUGGCACCUAUUCCUCAUGUUCCACGGAUAAAUACAUAUAUACCCAACAUAAGUGAUGCCAGUAUGGAUCACCAAAGGCUUAUUCAGAGGUUAAAUGUUUAUGGUUUAUAUGAGGUGAAGGUUUCUGGAGAUGGAAAUUGUCAGUUUCGUGCACUUUCAGACCAGAUGUACAAGUCACCUGAACACCACAAACAUAUUCGAAAAGAGGUUGUGAAACAGCUGAAAGAUUACCGAUCAUUGUAUGAAGGCUAUGUCCCGAUGAAGUACAAGCGUUAUUACAAGAAAAUGGCAAAAUCUGGUGAAUGGGGGGACCAUGUUACAUUACAAGCAGCAGCCGAUAAGUUUGCAGCAAAGAUCUGCCUGUUGACAUCUUUUAGAGAUACUUGUUUUAUUGAAAUUAUGCCACAAUACCAGCCACCUAAACGUGAAUUGUGGUUAAGUUUCUGGUCUGAGGUCCACUACAAUUCACUAUAUGAAAUCCGAGAUGCCCCAAUCCCACAAAAACCAAGGAAGAAACACUGGUUGUUUUAGAGGAAGGGUGCAGACUACUGAUGUUGACACAAAAAUUGGGAUUUUUUUUUUUAAACUAGUGUUGUGUAUAUUGUUGCUUGUAUCAUAUGUUUUAUUUUUGAUUAUUUUAUUAUCAUUAUUAUUAUUAUUAAAGUCAA